AUGUCUCAUAACCUUACCCCCCAGCAGGGCGCUUGCAACUGCGCCCCAAUCGACCUGACCCUUGAUGAGUCCCCAUCCAAAGUCAUCGACUUGACCACAGGCGACACCCGCGAAGAGCCCAUGGAUCUGACCGAAGACGGCCCCAUCGAGCCAACCCAGCAGGAAGCAACCAUGUCCGGCGCAAUCCCAGCCGGCGAGCCCAUCCCCGUGAUCGACACCCCAGGUCCACACAACGACCAAGCAACCGCGGGAAAUAGCGUCGAGCCCGAACCAGCCGGAGAAACACCCACCACCGCCAGCGUCAGCACCCCGGCCUCAGACCCCGGCAACGACGACGCAUUCUCCGCGAACGCAAUCCCCCCGCGGCCCCCCACCCCUACGCUCUGGAGCAUGGUCGCCCGCAACCGCGUCCCGGCCUGGGCCCAGUCCGCACGCACGGCACCCGCCCCAGCCGCACAGGCCUCGAUCACGGGGUCGCGCACCAACGACCCCUCGCCCACCCGCGACGCGGUAGCCCGCGACACCGGCGCCGGCGCGAUUGCCCGACGCCCGCGGCGCAUCCCGCAGGGCGCCGAGUACGCGAGCCGGGUCCCCGUCUGGGCGCGCACGAGGACGAGGGGCAGCGUGACGGCCAGCCGAACCCAGACCGUUGCUGAGCUGCGCCGGUCCAUGCAGUUCGACCCGCGGUCCCGACACCCCGGCGACGAGUAUGACACGCGUGCGCAGUCGGAGGGCAGCGACAACGACCUCUUUGUGCCGCAGAGCCCGACUCAGCCCCAGCCGCAGCCGCAGCCCCGUACUAACACGCGGACGGCCCCCGUUCGUAGCCAGACCCGCAGGCGUAAUGGGGCCGCGAAUGCCCAGGCGAGUGCUCUUCCUAGGGAUCUGGAGAUGGAGCAGCUUAGGGGGGAGCUGAAGAGGUGGCGGGGGGCGUACUGGGCGCUUAGGAGGAGGACGGAGGAGUAA
This is a messenger RNA of Aspergillus mulundensis, 966 nucleotides long. RefSeq lists its product as uncharacterized. The record is from RefSeq and is a predicted model, not a curated record. Bases 1 to 966 code for a protein of 321 amino acids. The transcript has a single exon. NCBI's taxonomy places the organism in Eukaryota, Fungi, Ascomycota, Eurotiomycetes, Eurotiales, Aspergillaceae.